Leptosomus discolor (cuckoo roller) is the source of this 1362-nucleotide messenger RNA. The record is from RefSeq and is a predicted model, not a curated record. Lineage: Eukaryota; Metazoa; Chordata; Aves; Leptosomiformes; Leptosomidae.
AACAUAACAGAAAAGCUGCAAGCAGAGCUGCAGGAAACUCAGAGUAAGAUCAAGGCAGUGGAGAAGAGGCACAAGGAAGAGCUCGGAACUGUCAGAGAGGAAAUGAAUAUCAUUCUUCAGCAGAGGGAUGCUCUACAAAAACAGGUGACUGAAACAGCAGUAGAUACUCCAGUCAUCAAGCAGGUGGACGAGCUGACAUCUCAGCUAGCAGCCUCUGAAGAGUCCCAGCAAGUGAUUGGCCGCAAAGCUCAGCAAGAUCUGAGUGAGGCACAGGAACUGUCAAGGCAGAAGGUGCUGGAGGUUGAGCACCUCCAGAAGAUCCUGGAGGAGAAAAGGAGUCAAUGGGAGGAGGUAGAACAUCAGAACAAGGAGCUGCAAGUACGUCUGCUGUCCUUGGAGGAGGAAAAGAGUCGAUGGAAAGAAGUGGAGCGUCACAACACAGAAUUUCAGGCUUUGUUGAAAGUCCUAGAGAAUGAAAAAGCCAGGCUGACUCUGUCUCUGGAAGAGAAGGAACUGAGCCUCAGAACCCUGGAAGAAAACAACCUUGCCCAGCACAACGAGGCGUCUCAGCUUCGUUCUGCUAUUCACCAGGCCCAGCAGCUCCAUUCAGACCACACAAGAGAAAUACAAGAGCUCAACAACCAGAUACAGUCACUGGAGGAAGUAGUGCUGGAGAAGGAGGCUGGCCUGGCAAUUCGAGAGAAGCAGCUGCUACAGGAUCUGGAGGAGUCCCAAGCAGGCGAACGGUGCUUGAGGGACUCUUUGCGCAUGCUGGAGGCUGAGAUGUCUGAACUGCGUUUGAGGCUUUGUAGCACAGAGAACAAAGCAAAGGCGUUGGCCACAGAGUGUCAGCAGGCCAACAGUGCCCACUGUGAUGCCCGAUCCCAGCUGGACCAACUGUACUUGGUUCUCCACCACGUGAUCUGUGACAGCAGAGACUUGGUCACUUCGAGCUCAGAACAGGGUCAUGUCUGGGGCCUAACUGUUUCUCAGGCCAGGGACCUCCCUGCAGAGCUCACAGUGGACAGAGUGGCAGCAGCCCUGCAAGACCUGCAUCAGCACCUGAAGCAGACUCAGCAAGAUCUGAGUGAUGCAGGGAAGAAGAUACAGGACUUGGAGCUGGAGCUGAACAAGAGGCAAGCUGAAAGGGACCAUUUCAGUGCCCACAAUCAAGAGCUGCAGAAACAGUUGGCUCAAAGCAAGGAAGAGACACAGAUGGCAGAAUGCAAGAAGAACUCCCUCCAAGCUGCCUUGCAGGAGGAGGCCACUGCUCUGAAAGAGGCGGCUGUGACUCUACAUCAAGAGGUGGCAUCUUUGGAAAGGAAACUCGAGAGCACUGAGAAGCAAAGAAAGGAUGUCCUG